This is a messenger RNA of Carlito syrichta (Philippine tarsier), 3162 nucleotides long. It is a transcript of the gene PHF21A, whose product is annotated as PHD finger protein 21A. Gene Ontology annotation, biological process: negative regulation of transcription by RNA polymerase II. Bases 225 to 1748 code for a protein of 507 amino acids. The record is from RefSeq and is a predicted model, not a curated record. The transcript has 13 exons. Gene Ontology annotation, cellular component: histone deacetylase complex. Lineage: Eukaryota; Metazoa; Chordata; Mammalia; Primates; Tarsiidae. Gene Ontology annotation, molecular function: chromatin binding.
GAGUGGUUGAACAGCUACGGAAGAACCUGAUAGUAAAGCAAGAACAACCAGACAAGUUCCAAAUACAGCCAUUGCCACAAUCUGAAAACAAACUACAAACAGCACAGCAGCAACCACUACAGCAGCUACAACAACAGCAGCAGUACCACCACCACCACGCCCAGCAGUCAGCUGUACCCUCUCCCAACUUGACUGCUUCACAGAAGACUGUAACUACAGCUUCUAUGAUUACCACAAAGACACUACCUCUCGUCUUGAAAGCAGCAACUGCGACCAUGCCUGCCUCUGUUGUGGGCCAGAGACCUACCAUUGCUAUGGUGACCGCCAUCAACAGUCAGAAGGCUGUGCUCAGCACUGAUGUGCAGAACACACCAGUCAACCUCCAGACUUCUAGUAAGGUCACUGGGCCUGGGACAGAGGCUGUCCAAAUUGUGGCAAAAAACACAGUCACUCUGCAGGUUCAAGCAACACCUCCUCAGCCCAUCAAAGUACCACAGUUUAUUCCCCCUCCUAGACUCACUCCACGUCCAAACUUCCUUCCACAGGUUCGACCCAAGCCUGUGGCCCAGAAUAACAUUCCUAUUGCCCCAGCACCUCCUCCCAUGCUUGCAGCUCCUCAACUUAUCCAGAGGCCCGUCAUGCUGACCAAGUUCACCCCCACAACCCUUCCCACAUCCCAGAAUUCCAUCCACCCCGUCCGUGUCGUCAAUGGGCAGACUGCAACCAUAGCCAAAACGUUCCCCAUGGCCCAGCUCACCAGCAUUGUGAUAGCUACUCCAGGGACCAGACUUGCUGGACCUCAAACUGUACAGCUUAGCAAGCCAAGCCUUGAAAAACAGACAGUUAAAUCUCACACAGAAACAGAUGAGAAACAAACAGAGAGCCGUACCAUCACCCCACCUGCUGCACCCAAACCAAAACGGGAAGAGAACCCUCAGAAACUUGCCUUUAUGGUGUCUCUAGGGUUGGUAACACAUGACCAUCUAGAAGAAAUCCAAAGCAAGAGGCAAGAACGAAAAAGAAGAACAACAGCAAAUCCAGUGUACAGUGGAGCAGUCUUUGAGCCAGAGCGUAAGAAGAGUGCAGUCACAUACCUAAACAGCACAAUGCAUCCUGGGACCCGGAAGAGAGCCAAUGAGGAACACUGGCCAAAGGGUGAUAUCCAUGAGGAUUUUUGCAGUGUUUGCAGAAAAAGCGGCCAGUUGCUGAUGUGCGACACGUGUUCCCGAGUGUAUCAUCUGGACUGCUUAGACCCUCCUCUGAAAACGAUUCCCAAGGGCAUGUGGAUCUGUCCCAGGUGUCAGGACCAGAUGCUGAAGAAGGAAGAAGCAAUUCCAUGGCCUGGAACUUUAGCGAUUGUUCAUUCCUAUAUUGCCUACAAAGCAGCGAAAGAAGAAGAGAAACAGAAGUUACUUAAAUGGAGUUCAGAUUUAAAACAAGAACGAGAACAACUAGAGCAAAAGGUGAAACAGCUCAGCAAUUCUAUAAGUAAAUGCAUGGAAAUGAAGAACACCAUCCUGGCCCGGCAGAAGGAGAUGCACAGCUCCCUGGAGAAGGUAAAACAGCUGAUUCGCCUCAUCCACGGCAUCGACCUCUCCAAACCUGUAGACUCUGAGGCCACUGUGGGGGCCAUCUCCAACGGCCCGGACUGCACCCCCCCUGCCAACGCCACCACCUCCACGCCGGCCCCUUCCCCCUCCUCCCAGAGUUGCACAGUGAACUGUAACCCCGGGGAAGAGACUAAAUAACAGAGUUCCUCUAGGAGAAGCCACAGGAUCCCAGUGGCAAGGAGGGCAAAACACUGAAGACUCUAGAAAGGCAAAGCCGGAUUUCUUCUGAAAAGUGCAGAAUUCUUUUGGUUCUUUGGUUCCAGAGAGAGAGAAGAUGCUUGUGCCAGGUGGCACCAGAGUUUGCCAAUUGAUCCUUCUUAUUCUGUGUGUACAUGCAAAGAUUGGACCAUGUUACAUGAAAUAGUGCCAGCUGGAGGUUCUUUGCCAGCACCAUGCCAAGUGAAAUAAUAUAUUUACUCUCUCUAUUAUACACCAGUGUGUGCCUGCAGCAGCCUCCACAGCCACGAUGGGUUUGUUUCUGUUUUCUUGGGUGGGGAGCAGGGACGGGCGGAGGGAGGAGAGCAGGUUUCAGAUCCUUACUUGCCGAGCCGUUUGUUGAGGUAGAGAAGACAAGUCCAAAGAAUGUGUGGGCUUUCCUGUUUCUAAACUCUCACUACUAUAAAACCAAAAAAAGGAAUUGAGAUUUAACCAACCCCAGUGCCCAGAAGAGGGAAGGGGAGUGGCUGGGAGGGAGCAGGGGGUGGGAAGGUAGAUUAAAUAAGCAGUAUUUCACACUGUCGGGAGGAGCCUAGUGCGAGGGGAGCUGGACACCAGGAACAGCCAGUAGGGUCUUCUCCCGAGCGCUCCCUCCCGCCGGGUCCCCCCACCGCUCCCGAAGCCUCGCGGUCCGCUCUUUCCCUGCUUGGUGAAUCGCGCAUCCUCAUGGUGAUCCCGUUCUGUCUCCUCUCCAAGAACAAGCAGAGCCCGGGGCGCUGGCCCUUGCCUGAGGCAGGGAAGAAGGGUGUGUGUGUCCCGGAAGGAAAAAAGGUGGAUCAGUGAUUUUACUUGAAAACAAGCUCCAUCCCUUUUCUAUAUUUAUAAGAAGAGAAGAUCCUGAGCGAAGCAGCGCGCGACCCAGGUGUGUGUGAAGUGAAUGGAGACGUUUCUUUUCUCUUUUUUUAAUUUUUGUUUCUGUUAUUUUUUUUCGUUAAAGGAAGUUUUAUUUUAUUGUUCAUUUUACUUUCUUGGUAACAAAAACUAAAAUAAGGAAUAGAAAAGCUGUUUUUCAGACUGACAGUCCAGUUAAGGGUAGUCGAGACCUUGCAUGGUAGAGUAGGAAUCAUAGUGUCAGUGAGGUCCAGUGAGUCUUUGUGAGUCCUUGUGUCAUCGUUUGGGCACUGUUUUUUAUGCAAGGGCAAAAAAAUCUUUGUAUCUGGGGAAAACAACAACAACUUUUUUUUAAAUUAAAAAGGAAAAUAAAAGAUACUGAGGUCUUCCUAGUGUUACUUAAAUUAAGAUCAAGGUAAGAAACAUUGUAAAAAAAAUUACAAAAGUGCUAUUUGUUUCCUAAAAACAGUGAUUUCUAUUAAAAAGGUGUCAGAACUGGAGAAAA